Theileria annulata is the source of this 1017-nucleotide messenger RNA. RefSeq names its product Ubiquitin regulatory protein, putative. The record is from RefSeq and is a predicted model, not a curated record. NCBI's taxonomy places the organism in Eukaryota, Apicomplexa, Aconoidasida, Piroplasmida, Theileriidae. The transcript has 3 exons. Gene Ontology annotation, cellular component: endoplasmic reticulum. The coding region runs from base 1 to 1017 and encodes 338 amino acids. Gene Ontology annotation, molecular function: ubiquitin binding.
AUGUUUUUGUAUGAUUUAUUUUCUAAUUUCCUAAACUUUGUACUAGUGCCGGUUUAUGAAGCUCUUUUGGCGAUUUUCAGAAGAGUUUCUUCACUUCUAACACUCACUCCAACUCACUUAAUUGAAGAAUAUGAGUCUAAAUAUGGCUCAGUUCACCCUAAAAUAUUCCUCGGAAGUUUUGAAGAAGCUCGAAGAGUUUCAUUACAUUCUGGGAAGAUGAUUGUAUUAUAUAUUCACUCAGAAUUUAACGAUCACGUUUGUCGUAACCUUUUCACAAACCAACUUAUAAUCGAAGACACCAAUUAUAUAUUUUAUGUGGAAUAUUAUAAAGGAGCAAGCAUGAGAAAGAUGAUGAAUUUAGUUAACAGUUUGACAGUCCCACACGUUUCAGUGCUUUCAUUUCAAGGGCUGAACCGGUGUACAGUGGUAAACAGGCUUGAAGGGAGUGUCGAACACGACUCACUCGUUUCGAUGCUUCUGGGCUCAGUGGAGUACCAACCACCACUGGAGCGAGUCGAGAGCUCGAGACAGGUGAUCAGAGAGCAAGACGAAGAGUUCAGGCGUGCAGUUGAAAUAGACUCAGUCAAGUUCAAAGAAAGAGAUAUAAAGAGGAGAGACGAGGCUCAAAGGAGGAAGACACAGGAACUUAUUAAAAGGCAAAAAAAAGAGGAGAGAGGAAAAAUUUUAGAGCACAGGAAAGAACUUGCGAAAAUGUAUGCAAAUAUGUUUGACAAGAUUGACCGAAAAGGAGUCAAGAUAAGAGUCAGGUUACCAACUGGGAACAGUAUUGAGGGCGAAUUUGCCAAAAACGACAAAGUAGAGAAAAUAUAUGAGUGGGUUGAAGCGUCCCAAUUCCUUGAAGAUAAAAAUUAUAAAAUUCCAUAUAACUUCAACCUCUCUAUACCUUACCCCUCAACCACACUCUCUGAUAGAAAUAUAACACUUGAAAAUGCCAAUCUGGUUCCUUCAUCUUCUCUACUCCUCACUUCUCUAGAUGAUACUUCUGAAGAAGAUUAA